AUGCAUAUUACUGCUCCAGCCGUUGCACUCUUCGCCCUCGCUGCCGGCGCUGUGGCAAAGAAUCAUGGCCAUCCCCUGGCCUAUGAACAGGCCGUAGAUAUCUCGCAGUCUACGUCGACACCGCCGGCCUCUGCUUCAUCUACCCAGUCACCUACCCCGAGCUCCCCCAUCUCUUCCAGCUCUCCGGUCGUAACCACUCCAAGUCCCAGCAGCAGCGCCAUCGUCCCUCCCGGGAACGUCACUACUCCCACGACCCCUGGGGGAUCUUCAACCCCUAUCACCACCCCUGCUUCCAGCUCUCCUUCCACAACUCCUGGAGGUGGAGGCGGCGGUGGUGGAGGAGGUGUAGGUGGAGGCGGUGGUACUGGUGGUUCUGGCGGCACCGGCACUGGCACUGGUGGCAGCGGAGGCUCUACAUCCCCGCCAACCAACCCUGCUGUCAAGGUCGAAGUUUCGGGAAUCACCUACAUUGGUGCUGCUGUCGGUGCUCUCGGUGUCUUCAUGGCCCUUGCUUAG
Molecule: messenger RNA, 516 nt
Organism: Talaromyces rugulosus
Lineage: Eukaryota; Fungi; Ascomycota; Eurotiomycetes; Eurotiales; Trichocomaceae
Exons: 1
Coding region: 1-516 (171 amino acids)
Source: RefSeq, a predicted model, not a curated record